Messenger RNA from Hevea brasiliensis (rubber tree), 3526 nucleotides. Its product is annotated as N-glycosylase/DNA lyase OGG1. Gene Ontology annotation, cellular component: nucleus. Gene Ontology annotation, biological process: base-excision repair, AP site formation; DNA repair. Gene Ontology annotation, molecular function: 8-oxo-7,8-dihydroguanine DNA N-glycosylase activity. The record is from RefSeq and is a predicted model, not a curated record. NCBI's taxonomy places the organism in Eukaryota, Viridiplantae, Streptophyta, Magnoliopsida, Malpighiales, Euphorbiaceae.
AUGGCGAACCUUCACCUACCUACCCCAGCCUUUGUAAAAAGGUGUUUACAAAGGGGCACCAAACUCAACAGCCAAUCGGCUCGCAAGUUAUUAACCUCUCACCACCUUACUGUUACUUACUGGGCUUCACUUGACCUCAUCCAAUCAGAGCUCUCUCUCACCCUCACAUUUCCCAUUGGCCAAACCUUCCGCUGGAAACAAACUGGUCCUUUCCGGUACACCGGCACUCUCGGUCCUCACUUGAGUUUCUCGAGUUCCCUUCUUCGGAACGAUUAUUUUGGUUAUUUUUGUUUCACGGUGUAUGUGAGCGGGGCAAAAUAUAUAACUGGCACUGUAAAUGCUUUGCAAUUAAAACCUGGUGAAGGUGCAGAAUGGGUUACAGAUCUCUGUAAAUUGGAUCUCCAAGCGGUGAUUGAUGCUCUUUCUGCUUUACCUGGGGUUGGGCCCAAUGUAGGCUGCAUGGCUCUUUUCUCUCUUGAUCAACACCGUGCCAUUCCAGUAGAUACACAUGCGUAGCAAAUUGCUACAAAAUACAUCCUACCUAAACUUGCAGGUGCCCGCUUCACACCUAAGCUAUGCAGCCAAGUAGCAGAUGCAUUUGCAGGCAAAUAUGGGAAAUAUGCUGGAUGGGCACAAACUCUACUUUUCAUUGCUGAGCUGCCCUCACAAAAAAAUCUUUUACCUUCUCAAUUUGGGACUUUCAAAGAGAAUAAAUAUGCUAUCAAGAAAGGCAGCAAAGCUUAUAUUGACCCAUAGCUCUCAAUAUCUCCUGUAAUCAAAGAGUGGAAAAUAAUCUCUGAUGGUACUUGCGUUGGAGGGCGAUGUCUAAACUUUGCAAACUUACAGGUUGAGCAUCAGAGAAGUUAUUUUGAAACCUGCAUUUUUACAACAUGUGGCACUUCAGUAGAAGAAAGAGUUCAGGUGAUCUCAAUCCACUUUGAUCUUUUUAAUAUUAUAACUCCAGCUUCUUUUUUUUUUUUUUACCUGAAAGUGUACCAAAGAUAAUCAGACGUAUCUUUUGUUGUGCUCAUGUGAUCUAACAAGGUUUUUGCUCUUAAAGAAGUCUUAUCAAAUGUAGCAAUAGUUUCUUUGUAUUCUUCCCAUCUUUCUAUUGAGUUGAACUUCUGGUUCUUUAUGACAGACCUUGUACUUGAUUGUGUGUUUACCUGUUCAAGGAGCAAUUCAUAAGAAAAAAUAAUUCAAUUACUUAAUUCUUUAGUUAUUGCAUUUGUAACACAUAUUUUAUAGAGAAUUUUUUAUUUGUUCUUGAUGUAAUCUAAAAUCAUUGCAGUCAAGCAAAUAAAAAAACAACAAUGUGAAAAACCUUAUAAAAUUUAGGAAACUGUCCCAGUAUGAUAAGAAAUUGAGUACCGUGCACUUAGGCCUUACCUGUGCUGUAUUAAAGGUUAUGGUCUUGCAGUCUGGUAGAAUGCUGAUUGACUUGUGAGGCAACUCAUAUGAAAUAUUUUGAAAGAGGACUUUGACAUCUUUUCUCAUAUCAUUAUUUACCAGAAAGGCCACACAUUCCCCUGAAUUUCCUCUGAAAACAUAAGCCUGAAUAGGGGAAGAAAUUCAAUCUAAACUUAAUUACGCUUAAAUAUUGCUCUAAAGAGAAUAAUUAACACUUACAAGAUUCAGAAAGAAACACACUGAAGUUCUUUAGUUUGCUUACUUCUUGUAGUUUACCCAAAGGGAAGGUAUCGUGUGCUCCAUUAAGUAAUGUCUUUGAGCAUGACUUUAUUGUGGUAUGCAAUUCCUUGAGAUGACCCCAUUUUGGUUGCCUAAUUAAACCUGAACUCAUCAAUUGAGUAAUUUACGUUGUAAUUUUAGAAAUUAAUGUGAUUAGCACACAAUAUUUAGUAACACAUACCAUACUCGUCAAGGGGGGCUUGAUCAUAGUAACUUGUUAUUACAAAUGCGGAGGCUGUUCUUCCAAAAUUGGUUCCUCCAUGAUACUGUAAGCAGAGUCACGUUUUCAGGAAAAAAAUUGUUGUUGUUAUUGCACUUUAUUUGCAAUUAUGAUUAUGUUAAAUCAGAGAGAGAAUUAAAAUUUCUCACUAAAUUUAAUGUUUAUUGUGUUUAUGUACUAGCAAAUAUAGAUUAUUAAGGAAUUGUAAACUAAAAAAGCAUGGAAUGCACUACAUGAGGAUGAUAAAGAGAGUCGAAGAAUGUGAUUAUCAUACCAUGUAGUAAUUUAUGUAGCUUCCAUUUUUUGCAAUGAAUAAAGCAACAUGAAAUGCUAUGUCUUGAGCUGAUCUCAUGUAUGUCUCUCCACCAUAUGCUUGAUAGCUUCAGAGAACAUGAAGGCUUUAAUUAGUUUCAACUUAUAAAAUCUUGCUUUUCCAUUUCAUUUGCUAGAUUGGUUUCACAAAAAUAUUGAUGGUACGUCUUCGCAUUUUUUUUUUCUCUUCAUAAAAAUUAUUGCAAAUAAGCUGCACUGCUAGCCAUCUUAUUGCAAUAGCUAAUUAUUACUUGUUAGCACUCUUUUCUUUCUUCGUAUUCUUUUGAUAAACUCCCUUUGUCCCUAAAAGGUUGUCAAACAUUAUUAAUAGUAUGCAAACUCACAUUUCUCAUUUCAUUUAUCUUUUCAUAACCCUCAUUAUUUUCUACAAGAAUUUUCAUCUUUCUCUUUCCUUAGAGUUGCUUGCUUUGAAAUGUACAAAAAUACAAUUAACAUCACAUUUUACUCUGGAGCUAUGAGGGGUGGAAUAGGAAACCACUAAAAAUUUUUUUGACUCUGUUAAAACAGGUAUACGUUUUGGGACAUCCCAAAAAGGAAUAGUGGACGAUAUUUGUGGGACAGAGGAGGUAAUCUGUUUGGAGCUGUUCUUCUUUAAAGCAUAAUCUAAAAUCUAAUUUCAGAAAAGAAAGUUAUUUCUUUAAAACAUACAAACUUGUCCAGUUUUCUGUCCACAUUGAUGGCUUAUUGGGUGAAUUGGGUCCUGCAAAUGUUUCUCCACAUUGCAUUCCGUUGCAUGUAUUUAUCUGUGCAGAUUGAAAGACAAACUUGUUAUAUUGAUGUUCCAUUCAAACAUGCACAUUUAUAAUUAGUGUCGUAUUUAUGCUUAUAAAUACUAUAUGAAGAAUAUCGAGUUUGUUCUUGUAGGAACUUGAAAAGGCCAUUUGAGAUCAUGUGAAAUCUUACUGACCACUGGGUCAGGAGCAUCCAUUUGCUUACACAUCACCCAGGGAACGCCAGUUUGAAGACUCACGGCCAUAGCUGCAGCCCAACGAACAUAUCUUGGCCCUUUCUCAUGAAAAGCUGCUUCAAUUGUUUGGUACUCAUUCUCAAUCUGUACGCUUGCAACUUUUAGAUCAUUGUAAUCUCAAUUUUUGCAAGGAAAAUAUACUGCAAGUACUUGUGUCAUGGUCUGCACCUGUGAUAUUAUGAUUGGUCCUCCUUGUGAAGCAUAUAAUUUCUCUGACUUCAUCAUGUUCACUAUUUUGGAUACAAACCUCUGCAUGUGAUCCUGCCAUCACCAAAGUGAACACCUUUGUUGUAUAAUCAAUUCUAGUUUGUUUGUAA